Messenger RNA from Linum trigynum, 1769 nucleotides. The record is from the annotation of a GenBank genome assembly. NCBI's taxonomy places the organism in Eukaryota, Viridiplantae, Streptophyta, Magnoliopsida, Malpighiales, Linaceae.
CGAUAACGUAAAAAUGGCUAAUAUUCAGGCGAAUUACGAAAUAUUUGGCUAAUUAAUAGAAUUUUUAUAAGUUUGGAUAAUAAAAAAGAAUUUUUAAAAAAUUUGGAUAAAAAAUAGAUAAUACCAAAAAAAAUUAUGUUCAGGAGCCUUUUCAAAAAUGUGUGAUAAAGUUGGAGAAAACUCACAGUUUAGGAUUUUAGGUUGGUCACUGGUCAACAUCGACGGAGACCAAUAAAUUUGGAGGAUUCUCUUAAUAAGUUUCUAGAUGAACCCAAAGCUUGUUGCCGUCGAGAUACCGACCGACGCCAUUGUCAUCUUACAAAGACUGUAAAGACUUUUUUGAACCACCUCGUUUCUAACCAAGCCAAGUGGCCUAAUCAAACAUCAAGUCAAGAACUUUCAUCACCUACCGCUGCUUAAUCCAACAAGAAAACAAACCCCUUCAUCCCUGCAAUCAUAACCAUCUUUUGGCACCAAGAAGAAAGGAAGGAAAGAAAGAAAGAAAGAUACUCUCUAACCAUUCCCAAGCUUAGCAAACUCGAAUUCCCACUGCUUUCUUUCCACCAACUUCCCAAACCAUGGUGGAAAUCGACCCAUCAUUCAUUCAAGAAACAGAGCACAGGCCAAGCUCCAAAUCACCCACACAAGAAGAAAAACUGGGCGCCUCGGAUCAAAUCCCAGUAAUCGAUCUCUCUUCCGACACAGAAUCCCUGGUCACCCAGAUCGGCGACGCCUGUGAGAAGUGGGGGUUCUUUCAGGUGAUCAACCAUGGAGUCCCGCUGAAGCUGCUCGACAAAAUGAAGAGGGUCGGUAAACAAUUCUUCGACCUGCCCAUGGAGGAGAAGAAGCGAGUGAAGCGGGAUGAAGUCUACCCCAUGGGUUACUACGACAGCGAGCACACCAAGAACGUUCGUGAUUGGAAGGAGGUUUUCGAUUUCUUGGUGGUCGAUCCGAGUUUCGUUCCCGCCACCGAAGUUCCUGAGGAUCCAGAGCUCAGGACGUUGACUAAUCAAUGGCCGCAGAUACCUGCUGAUUUCAGGGAAGUCUGUGAGGAAUACAACAGAGAAGUUGAAAAGCUAGCGUACAAGUUGCUGGAAUUCAUUUCCCUGAGCAUGGGUUUGCCUGCUGAGAAACUGGGUACCUAUUUCAAGGACCAGAUCAGCUUCUCCAGGUUCAAUCACUACCCUCCUUGCCCGUCCCCCGAGCUAGCUCUCGGCGUUGGAAGGCACAAGGAUGGCGGCGCAUUGACUGUGUUGGCUCAGGAUGAUGUGGGAGGGCUGGAAAUCGCGAGGAGAGACGACGGAGAAUGGAUCCCUGUCAGGCCUGUUCCUGACGCCUUCAUUAUCAACAUUGGCAACUGUAUGCAGGUGUGGAGCAAUGACAAGUACUGGAGUGCAGAGCACAGAGUGGUGGUGAACUCGAAAAGGGAAAGGUUUUCGAUACCGUUCUUCUUCUUCCCUUCCCACCAUGCCCAGAUCAAGCCUUUGGAAGAGCUAGUGAAUGAUGAUAACCCUCCCAAAUACAAGGAGUUCAACUGGGGGAAGUUCUUCACCAGCAGAAACCGCAGCGAUUUCAAGAAGCAGGAGGUCGAGAACGUUCAGAUUGAUCAUUUUAAGGUAUCAAACUGAGUGGUUUUAGUUUCAGUGUGGGGGAGCUUUCUUUCCUUUGCUGCUGCUACUACUACUACUUUUGUUGUUGCUGCAAUGGCCAUUACCGGCUUGUGUAGUUGUGUUGUAUAAUGAAAGCAUGAAUCAAAAGGGAGCAAUUCA